GCAGUUGGCAUUGUCAUCCCAGCGACACGAACGCAGGCGAAAAGGCAAAAGCCGAAAGGCGAAAAGCGGCCCCAAAGCAACAGCACUUAAAUCAAACAUUCAGAAACGGCGACGGCGACGGCGACGGCGACAGCGACGCUGGCAAUGCUAAUGCAAAUUAGCAAAACGCUGCGAAAAUAAACAAAUAAUUCUACGGGCGGCAGCAGCACAAAUAAUUCAGACAGUGAAAAAUAACAGAGAAAUUCGUGAAAUUCGAGAAAUCGCAGCAUCGUUUGCCAAAUGUUUUGAGAACCUCAAAAAACAAAAAAACCACGAACCAAAAAAAAAAAGUUGAAAUAAAACAAAAUAAAAUUGUGCGUGCCAUUUGGGAAUUGUACGAAACAGAAAUCCACAACCAGAACGGAGAUGGGCCUUGUGCCAAGGCGGCAAUUGGCAACGCAUAACAAUGGCUAAAUAACAAACCCAAUGCUGAUGACAAAGCAACAAAUUGUUCAACUAGCUUGGACAACAUGUGGCUACUGAUUGUGGGUCUUCAUUUGGCCAGUGGCAGCCCAACGGAAUCACAGCCAGAGUGGCUAUUGACCGGAAGCAGCAACAGCAGCAGCGGCAGCAGCAGCAGUAGCAGCAGCACAGCAGCAAACUACUAUCCCAAUGACACCAUCUAUAGUACCCAAUCUGGAGAGUACUUGCCACAGGCCACUGGCAGCAUCAGUUCCGUUCACAGCACAGAUCUUCCAACCUAUGAGCAUUGUAUCGCCACUCGCAAUUCAUUUGCGGAUGUGUUGACGGUGGUGCUGUAUGGGCUGGUUUGCAUUGUGGGUCUGUUCGGCAACACGCUGGUCAUCUAUGUAGUGCUGCGCUUCUCCAAGAUGCAGACGGUGACCAACAUCUAUAUACUCAAUCUGGCCAUAGCAGACGAGUGUUUUCUGAUUGGCAUUCCAUUUCUACUCUACACGAUGCGCAUUUGCAGCUGGCGCUUUGGGGAGCUGAUGUGCAAGGCGUAUAUGGUGAGCACAUCGAUAACGUCCUUCACCUCCUCCAUCUUUCUGCUGAUAAUGUCCGCAGAUCGCUAUAUAGCCGUCUGCCAUCCGAUAUCAUCACCGCGCUAUCGCACUCUUCACAUUGCCAAGUUGGUAUCGGCGCUGGCAUGGAGCACCUCGGCUGUGCUGAUGCUGCCCGUGAUGCUAUAUGCCAGCACCGUGGAGCAGGAGGAUGGCGUCAACUAUUCGUGCAAUAUUAUGUGGCCAGACGCGUACAAGAAGCACUCGGGCACCACAUUCAUAUUGUACACCUUCUUUCUGGGCUUCGCGACACCGUUGUGCUUCAUACUCAGCUUUUACUAUUUGGUCAUCAGGAAGCUGCGCUCGGUGGGACCAAAGCAUGCGGCCAAGUCCAAGGAGAAGCGUCGCGCCCAUCGCAAGGUGACGCGCCUGGUGCUCACCGUCAUAACGGUCUAUAUAAGCUGUUGGCUGCCCCACUGGAUGUCCCAGCUGGCACUGAUCCACUCGAAUCCGGCGCAGCGUGAUUUAUCGCGCCUGGAGAUACUCAUAUUUUUGCUGCUAGGCGCUUUGGUCUAUUCCAAUUCUGCGGUGAAUCCCAUACUCUAUGCCUUUCUCAGUGAGAAUUUUCGCAAGAGCUUCUUCAAAGCAUUUACUUGUAUGACCAAACAGGACAUUAACGCACAGCUCCAUCUGGAGCCCAGUAUCUUUACAAAGCAGGGUAGUCGCCGCCGUGGCGGCUCCAGACGUCUCCUGGCGCCCAAUCAACAACAACAACAACAGCAACCGCCGACACUCCUGGCCAUCCAAGCGGGCAACAACAACUCAUCGACGACCACUUCAUCGACAACGACAGCGGAGAAAACGGGCUCGACAAGUGCCCAAAAGUCCUGUAGCUCCAAUGGCAAGUUGACAGGGCAGGGAGAGAACUUCAUCAUCUGUCUGGGUGAGCAGCAGGAAGCAAUUUGCACAACGAUGCGCCGCGGAUCGAACCAGAUGGAACAAACUGAUCUUUAGAAAGUAUAUACAAUUUUAAUUAAAUAAAAUUACAUUUUAAAAGUAAGUCGUUUGUCGUGUAAGUACAAUUAAGGGGUAUGUGUUUUGAAUAUGAAGCAAUUGUUUCUACUUAAGUUGUGUGUAUUACAAAUAGUCACUUUCUCAACAACAGUAUUAUCCGAAUGACCCCCAAAACAGUCAUUAACCCAAAUACUGCCCCCUUUUGUGUUUUUGCUUAAUUUUUAAUGCUAUAUUCAAAU
This is a messenger RNA of Drosophila grimshawi, 2254 nucleotides long. RefSeq names its product somatostatin receptor type 5 (gene AstC-R1). Gene Ontology annotation, molecular function: peptide binding; somatostatin receptor activity. Bases 510 to 2015 code for a protein of 501 amino acids. Gene Ontology annotation, cellular component: neuron projection; membrane. The record is from RefSeq and is a predicted model, not a curated record. Gene Ontology annotation, biological process: G protein-coupled receptor signaling pathway. The transcript has 3 exons. Lineage: Eukaryota; Metazoa; Arthropoda; Insecta; Diptera; Drosophilidae.